This is a messenger RNA of Zea mays, 1772 nucleotides long. RefSeq names its product hexokinase-1. The record is from RefSeq and is marked validated. Gene Ontology annotation, cellular component: mitochondrion; cytosol. Bases 272 to 1651 code for a protein of 459 amino acids. Gene Ontology annotation, molecular function: ATP binding; D-glucose binding; glucokinase activity. The transcript has 7 exons. NCBI's taxonomy places the organism in Eukaryota, Viridiplantae, Streptophyta, Magnoliopsida, Poales, Poaceae. Gene Ontology annotation, biological process: glycolytic process; glucose metabolic process; carbohydrate phosphorylation.
AUUCUCCACGAGCGGAUAGCGGCGUACAGAUCUUUUCGUGCUCGUCUUCGCGUCGGUGUGGCUGGCCCGUGACUGUGAGAAGUCAAAAUCUCACAGCAUAUUGAUUGGGCUGAUUCCGUGGGAGGGAAUCGGGGAUCUGGCAUUCUCGCGCCCAAAAGGUCGCAGCUUUCUUUCGUGUCGCCAGCCGGUGCGCGGUCGACGCAGAGCGCGUGGAGGGUGUCCCGCUAGUAGCUCCUCGACGACGACGGUGACGGGAGGCCGGGGGUUGACCAUGGUGGCGGCGGCGGACCUGGAGGCGGCGGAGCGGGUGGUGGCGGAGCUCCGCGAGGCGUGCGCGGCGCGGCUCGACGAGGUGGCGGCGGCGAUGGAGGCGGAGAUGCGCGCCGGACUGCGCGAGGAGGGCGGCAGCAAGAUCAAGAUGAUCGUCUCCUUCGUCGACAACCUCCCCACGGGGAACGAAGAGGGCGUCUUCUACGCCUUGGACCUUGGCGGAACGAACUUCCGCGUGCUGCGCGUGCAGCUCGCCGGGAAAGACAGGCGUGUGGCCAAGCGAGACUCCAAGGAGGUGUCCAUCCCUCCUCACCUCAUGUCAGGCAACGCGUCGGAGCUGUUUGGCUUCAUCGCCUCGGCGCUAGCCAAGUACGUCGCCGCGGCGGGCGAAGGGGACGGCAGGCAGAGAGAGCUCGGGUUCACCUUCUCUUUCCCCGUGCGCCAGACGUCGAUCGCGUCAGGCACGCUCAUCAAGUGGACCAAGGCGUUUUCGGUCGACGACGCUGUUGGUGAGGAUGUCGUCGCCGAGCUGCAGACGGCCAUGGAGAAGCAAGGCGUCGACAUGCGUGUGGCGGCACUGAUCAACGAUACGGUCGGGACGCUGGCUGCGGGCCGGUACAACGAUGAGGACGUCGUCGUCGGUGUGAUACUAGGCACUGGCUCCAACGCCGCGUACGUCGAAGAGGCCAGUGCCAUACCCAAGCUCAAGCUGGAGGGCGGCGAAUUGCCCAAGUCAGGGAACAUGGUGAUAAACACAGAAUGGGGUAACUUCUACUCGCCCUGCCUCCCCAUCACGGAGUAUGACCAGGCCUUGGAUGAGGAGAGCUUAAACCCAGGGGAGCAGAUCUUCGAGAAGCUGGUUUCGGGCAUGUAUCUCGGCGAGAUUGUGAGGCGGGUGCUGCUUAAAAUCGCGUCGCAGUCUUCCAUCUUGGGCGAUGUCAGCCACACGAACCUCAAAACUCGCUUCAGUCUUAGGACUCCGGACAUCUCCGCGAUGCACCAUGACGGCACGCCUGACCUGAGAGUCGUGGCGGAGAAGCUGGCCGACAACCUCAGGGUCAGGGACACGUCCUUGGACACGAGGAAGAUGGUGGUCGAGAUCUGCGACAUCGUCACCGGGAGGUCUGCCCGGCUGGCCGCGGCGGGGAUCGUCGGGAUUCUCAGGAAGAUCGGUCGAGCGGCGCCAGGCGACGAGCGCCGGUCGGUCGUCGCCAUCGACGGCGGCCUGUUCGAGCACUACGCCGAGUUCAGGAAGCGCCUGGAGGCCACGCUGGUGGAGCUGCUCGGGGAGGAGGCGUCUAGGCUGGUGGAGGUCAAGCUCACCAAGGACGGGUCUGGCCUCGGAGCCGCCCUCAUUGCAGCUGCCCACUCGCAGUACUGAACGCCCAACGGCCGUGUGUGUCGGUGUGCAACUCGUGCUGAAUUCCUGUACGUUUUCAAGAACAAGUUUGCUCGGAAUCUGCCAACAAGCAAGUGCUCUAAUGGAAAGUUGCUAUGCGGAA